Topomyia yanbarensis is the source of this 8640-nucleotide messenger RNA. RefSeq names its product putative mediator of RNA polymerase II transcription subunit 26 (gene kmr). The record is from RefSeq and is a predicted model, not a curated record. Bases 309 to 6473 code for a protein of 2054 amino acids. Lineage: Eukaryota; Metazoa; Arthropoda; Insecta; Diptera; Culicidae. The transcript is spliced from 13 exons.
CUAUACUUUCGGAUAGUCAGGCACAAAUGUCCAUUCAGUAGAUUAUAGCCAUCGUCACCGCCACAGUCAGUCAGUGAGUUCGACGGCGAGUGAGGAAAAUACGUACACAGAAUCGCGUAGUAUAGUUUAGUGUAAUCCGGAGAAGAUUGCUCUGACGCAAAUGGUAAUAUUUAGAAAAAAAUGUGAUGGAAUUUCAAUUAGACAUUUUUACUAGCUUUAUGCACGGUCAAUUUGAAUUAGUGUUAUACAUGCUUAGAUACUAGCUAGAGAACUGUUUUGUAAAGUGUCGUUACCGCAAAAGCCACAACAUGUUUAGCUGUCUUUGGCAAUUGUGGGAUUGGAUCGAUCCGCCUACGUUCACCACAAUGGAAAGCAAGAAGCUUCAACAGUUGCAACAGGCCAACUCACAUUUAGCACCAAUUCCACAAACGAAGCCUCCAGCAUUUCAGCAACAGUGCAACGAUUAUCGGCCCAAUCGCUCACCAGUAUUUCAAAACCAUCCUCAGUAUCAAAGUUUUGCGUCAAAUUUUGCUCAGAUCAACUACCCACACCAAAUACGACCCCAACAACCCCCGCAUUUGCAACAGCAGCAGCAGCAACAGCAACAACUGCACCAACAACAACAACAACAACAGCAGCAGCAGCAACAACAUCUCAGCGCACGCAGUAGUCCCAAAUCGAACAACAACAGUUUGUACCUUAGCGAAUACUCAAGCUCUAGCCAUGUCGGACAACCUCAGCAUCAUCAUACCAUCGGAAGUCAUUACCACUUCGAUCAAAUUUACCAAACAAGUUCCCCAUCUAGUGCCAGUGGCGAAAGGGAGCGACUGUACCAAACGGCCCCCAGGCCAUCUCAGCAUACUCAUACGAGUCCACCGCCACUUUCAAAGCUGGAACUUCAGUUUCAGCAGCUGCAGCGAGAAAAGAUUCAAGCUCAAAUCAAAACCGCCACUGAGGCACUAGCGCAUCAGCAACAGACGUUCGCCUUAAGACAACAACUCAAUCCACCAGUCCCCAACUAUCAUCUUAAGCAAAACUUGCUCCAAAAUCUAUCUCAACAACAUCACCAACAGAUACAACAACAACAACUUCAACAACAACAACAAAACCGUAAUGCACCACCAUCAAGUCUGAACCUGACUAGCCAUUUCCAACCUGCUCAAGGCCCAAUGAAACUUAUCAACCCGAAUAUCCAUGACUAUGGCGCAACUGCUACGAAUCAACAUCCAAUAAACGAAUCUUUCUAUCAGGCCACUCAACAGAAGCACAUUCACCCGAAAACCCCGAACAAUCUUCAAUCGCCAGCACCUAACCAGAUCAUCAUCCAGCAGAACAAUCCUGGUCAAGUGGUAAAUCAGGCCUGCCAGACGCAAAUUAGUGGUGUGAAAAGUCAACCGCCGAACCAAAAGUCUCCCAACUCGGAUUCCCUUUCCUCUCCUUCGCAUGAUGGAUUAGAACGACGAAAAAGUGGUCCGGUUCACACGCUCAAGUCUCCAGUUACGAAGCGGCCUUCUAAUGCACCGGUUACCAUGUCGGGAUGGCUGUACAAACAAGGUUCCGACGGGCUCAAAGUAUGGCGCAGAAGAUGGUUUGUGCUAUCUGAGUACAUUCUCUACUACUAUAAAAGUCAAGAAGAGGAAAAACUUCUGGGUACAGUAUUACUGCCAUCAUACAAAAUAUCGGCGUGUUUUCCUGAGGACAAAGUGUAUCGAAAAUUUGCUUUCAAGUGUGAGCACACAAACAUGCGAACAUUUGUGUUUGCGGCGGAAACAGCAGAGUCAAUGACGUCCUGGGUUCGAUCACUCACCUUAGCAACUAUGAUGCAAGGGAGCAGCGAAUCGGAUGCAAGUCCCCCAUCGAAUAAUGCUCGCAGUGGAGACAACAGUGACUCUGGUAUACAAACCUACCAAUCGCAAGCCUGCAAGUCAGGAAGCGUUCAAGCGCCCGUAACUCCAGUAUCUGAUAAUGGUGGUGGAGCUCAACCACUUUAUGCGAAUGCUCCACCGAAACCACGAAGGGCCAAUGACGGGGGCUAUUCUUCGCCUAGUCCGGAACAUAUGCCAGAACGAUACGAUCAAGAGCAUCAACCAAUUUAUGGAAGUCGUGACAAUCAUCAAUCGAAAACUUCCGAUGCGAUUAACAAUCCAAAUCUCUUGCACUCCCAAUCGCCGAUAACAAAACGAGGAUACAACGAACAACAAGCAUACGAUCCGAACUAUAACGAUGCGAUCUACGGUAAUGCGAAGAGAAUAGAGAGAGACUUGUACAUUCAAAAACUUAUUCAGCAACAGCAACAGCAACAACAGCAACUGCAUCAACUUAAACAACAACAGCAACAAAAGCAACUACAGCAACUUGCUAUGCAGCAAACUCCACAGCAUCAACGACACACUAAUCCAUUUAUGCAUCCGAGUUCCGAUCGACGAACACCUGAUACAUAUGGUCCACCACGAGCUGCCAUGGAGAAACACAUGUCCGACUACGAAGAUAUCUACAAUUUGACCGUACUUUCAAAAUCUCUUCCUCCAAAUAUGGCAGAAGAUGUAACGGGAUCCGUUGGAUACCAGCGACCAAUGAGUCCUCUACGUUACGACAACAACAGUCAAAAUCCGUCGAUGCCCAUGCGAUACACUCCCAACUAUCUAGAGCAGUCGCCCGCACAGCAGCAACAUGUGCAGAUGCGCGCUCGACCUGUUCAAUCUACCAUUCCGCGGCCACACUCCGCCGAUUUCCUCGACUAUGAAGCACGAAAUCCGAUUAAGACGAAGCUCAAGGAGGAGCCGACUCGGGCACCUCGACCUAAAUCUAGUCUGGAUAUCAACCGUACACCUGACAACUACUAUUAUUCGGAAGCAAGCUACGCAGAAAAAAUGCGAAUGCAAAGUGCAUCCUACCUACAAAGAUCGAAUCUCGGAGGACUGUCCGGAAAACAGCGCGGCGACGAGUCUCAAGGUGUCAACAAUUCUGGGACAGUUCCUCGAGACGGUUACUAUGUGGGUCGAUCCGAAUAUGGUGAUGAGUUGCAACAAGGUUCCGCUAGUGUCCCUCGAGUUCAGCGCGUGACGAUGAACAACCUUAAAAAGUAUCCCUCCCAACAAGAACAGUUUCUGAGAUCGGCUAGUGCGCGUCUUCCCCGCAAAGAAGAAGAUCAAUCAAUCAGAGACGGUGAGCGGAAGCGAGAAGAAUCGAUGAAACGAUUAUUGGAAUGGAAACAGCGUAUGCUUCAAUCUCCACUAACUCGGAAGAUUUCACAACAGCAGCAGCAGCAGCAACAACAACAACAACAGCAAAUAUGUGGUGUCAGUUCCCCUAACUCCACCGGUAACAAUCCAUUCCUAACUAAAUCGAUGGAAAUGGGAAUGGCGACGGAUGCGUAUGUAGAACAAAGUAAGCAGCUGCAACCACAAAUGGUACCGGAAAACAAAGCCAACCUGGAGUAUAACAGCUACUCAUCUGACGAUGAAGCUUCUAUUUCAGUUCGCAACUUUAAAAAUACCAACAAGGUCGUGCUAACAGUAAAACCAGAUCCAUCCGACUACCGAGAGGACCCGAAGAUGCAUGCGUAUUAUGAUCCAUCGCAAACCGAAUAUUACUACCAGGAACAGGAGCGAUACAUUCGACCAGAUAUCAGCUUCGAAUCGACCCAUGAUUUAUACACACAGGCACAGCUACAGCGAGCACAAGAAAUGAACCUUCAACAGCAUUAUCAGUUGCAGGAUAUCGAUCGUAGUUUAGCAGCUAUGAGCCAAGAAUCGCCCGAAGAAAAAUGGCCCGCUAACAAUCAACAUCUUUACCGUGAUCAACAAACUUCUAAUCAUCAGAGGACCGAACUAAGAGUAAGUUACUUGGGGAUAAUUGAAGUCUAUUGCCAUACUGAUUACGGCUUUGAAAACCAAAAUACGCAAAUACUAUUUUCCAACACACUUAAUCACCCAUGUUUUCCGCAGACGUUGGAAAUGUCCGCCGGGGACUUACUGAACCGUACUCACGAAGAACUAGUCUUGCUGUUGAUACAAUUGCGACGACAGAACAGCAAUACGGCACGCUCAAUCGAGCAAUGUUGCACAAAUAUACACGAUAUUCAGAAUUCGAUACGUAUAUCUGAUGGACCGACUAGAGCUGAGAAUCUUGCGCGUUUAGAAGUUCUUAAGAAACAGUUGUUAGAAUUGGAGAAGCAGUAUGAGAAGGAGAAACCUCUAAUUAAUUUGGUAGACAAUAUGGUCAAACUUGGAACGUUGUACCGUGGAGCUCCUGGUAAGAAGAGGGCAAAUUCCUCUGAAUCUGCUACGCUCGAUCGCUUGGAGUUCAAUCAACGGGUUCAGGAGAGACGUUUAUUACAAGAAGAGCAACGACAGUGGAAUCGGCUCAGUCCAAAUCAUCUUGAGUUGCAGUCAAAGGUGCAGCAGUUAUAUCAAAUCGAUCAAUUACUCCAGGAAGAAUCUGGCACAUUACAGAGCUUACAGCGCGAUAAGGAAGACAUUGAACGCGCUCUUGUGAGUCUUAAAACCAGAAUAAUGAAGGGAGAUACUCCUCCAGUGGCGGUAGAAGCUGCUCGACAGCAGCAACACACACUAGAACGUGAGCUAUCACGGGUGCAUCUGUUGCUGGCAGAAAAUUCCAAGAAACUGGAGAAAACUGUUGCCGACAACGCACGGUUAGAACAAGAAUUGCUUGUACUGCGUCAAAAGCUUCAAGCAUCGCGUGUCACACGUGAAUCACAGGGUACACUAACAAAUGGGCAAGAUGGGCAAUAUGUUGGCACGGCAACUGCAGUUUUAGAAUCUGAAUUGCGUCGAGUUCAAAGGCUAGUCGGGGAUAUGCAACGUCAACGACAGGAGCUUAGUCAGGCGGUUCGUCAACUUACGGACAAUUCGGAUACAUUGUACAAUCAGAUCAACAAGAAUGGAGAAAGUAAAUCUCACAUUAAAAAGCGACCCCAUCGUACUUCAUGGGUUGAAACAGAUCUGGAUUCAUUGGUAAGCAAAGAUCAUGGUAAAAAUGACAGCAGUUCAUCGUUGAAUCUAUCCGAUAAGCAAAGUUCAAUAGGGAGCAGAAUCGAACAUGAUCGCAUGGAGAGUUUCGAAUCAUACAGUGUAGACAGCGAUGAGCUAUUGGAGGACCCUACUGGAGGUCAAUUUGGAUUCCAAGACAAACAAGAGAUAAAAACCGUUAGGAUUGUGAAACGUGAAUCGGAACGAAGGCAUAGAGAUCGUGAGAAAGAUCGAAGUAACGUUUCGACACAUAGUCUAGAUCAAGUGCUCGAGGAAGAAGCGCAGAUAUUCGAAGACUACACAAACUACCACAGAUCUAGGUCGUUACCUAGAGGAUACGAAACUCACGAGGCGUUUAUUCAGAACCAGGAUGUUCAAACGUAUUCGAAUAACCUCAAGGAUUAUUAUAGCAUGACAGCAAAUAGCAACAAUGCGUACCCGGUGUCAAUGAUCGACCGCAAAGCAGAUCUUUAUUCCGGUUGUGAUCGUCAAGUUAAGGCACCAACAAGCAAAUCAAAUAGUUUUUCGAUCGAGGGUAGCUCCCAAAUGCCGGGUCUACGAAAUAAGACAGAGUCGAUACAAAGUUUGACCAUUCCAGAACAAAGUCCUGUGUUCCAGAGCGAAGCUGCUAAACAAAUCAUCCAUGAAAUGGCUGGCAAUGGAAAGGAGAAACAACAGGCCAGUAGCAGUAACGUAUCAACUAGCGAGCGACAAAGGCAGAAAUCAGAACACCUUGCUCAACAGAACAAACAUCGUCGAUCUGUUCCAAAGGAAAAACGUCGUCAUCACACUGCACCUCACCACGUCACUGCAAAACAGAUGGAGAUCAUGCAGAGCGAGAAUGAUAUGAAUAAGAAUAACAUCAACUGGCGUGCUCGAGAUGAUGUUGACUUAGAGGUGACAUUGAGACCACGAUCUAAUGCUCCGGACGUCGUUCGAUCAGCUAUUGGUCCUAGAGAGAAGAUUUCAGAGCAUACAAUCGAUAAAUUGCUGGCCGCUCCAAGUAAGAUUUUGAUUCCAGAACGAUACGUUCCAGAGCAAACACCCGAGUUGUCACCGGAGGAGAAACUACGUCGCCAAGAGAAAGUGGAAGCCAUCAAGAAAAUGCUCUCCGAAGCUCCUAUCGCGGGAAAUGAUACAUCCCCGAAUCAACCAGCAAGUUCGGAGAAAAGACAGCGAGAACACCUACUUCAACUGAAUCAAAUUUUAGCCCAGCAAGUUAUGCAGAUGAGCAAAAUAGUGGCCGACGACAAACCCAGGGACCACAACACAGAAAACUCGAUGGCAGUGCUUCCCUCCAGCAUCAAUAAACUAAAGAAGACACGCGGCAUCUUCAAAACUAACGGGCGUAAACAUAGUGGCUCAAACGAUGACGACGAUGAGGAAACCAAUUACCGUAGUGAUAUGGAAGAUGACGAUGAUACUGAAUCUCCGCCUGAACCACUGCCACUCUAUCAGCAACGUGAGAACUAUUUCACAUAAACAACCAGGAUUUCAAUGCUUUUAUUGCUUCCAAACGUACAACUUAUCUCAGUAAAAUAGAUGCUCCUCAUUCUGAGGAUACAAUAGGAAGUGGAACAAUUGAAUUGAUUUUCCGUCCAUCAUCGGUUGGCACUGCAGCUUACAACACACAGACAAGAUGAAUGUCCCAUAAAUGAAUUACUAAAGUUCACCGUAUUUUCCCGAAAGGAUUAAUUGAAACGUUUGAUUACCGAUAAACAAAUACAUACUCACGCAUAUCAGUCGCAACCAAAAGAAGCAGAUAUUUAGUUGUUGUUUUAAAAAUAUUGCCAAAAUACGCAAUUUUUCGGUACUAGUUUUCACACAUACUGAACAGGAAGUUUACUAGUACUGUGGAAAGUACAAGCUAUAUUUUUAAGUUAACCAAGAACCAGUGCAAACAAGGGAGGAGCUAAUUUUAACUAAAUGCAAAUAAGCAACAGUUACAACAUAGCGAUCAAUUAGCAUUUGAAGCAAAUAAGUUCACUCGCAGGUACGACGUAAGAUGGCGAUCAACAAUAAGGGAGCGUCAAUUAUCGUUUACAUCCGAAUAAUGUGAAUUAAACCAGCAGAAAAUACAUUUCAAUGGAAUUACAUAUAAACCCUAGCUAACAUGUCAGAACAAAAUAUAUAGAAUAUGAUACGUUUAAAAAAUACCAAUUAAAUAAUCAAUCAUUACGGUAAAUGGAUUACAGUUAUAAGGAGGGUAUUUAUAUGUUUUUGCAAAUGUAAAAGCUGUUGCACAUUGAGGUGAACAAGUUUGACAAUGAAAAUAUCAAAAUAAUCUAUACCGCAUGUCUCCCCAAAUAAACAACAUACAAUUAUACAUAUUCGUCAAUUUGAAUCACUCGAAGAAGAAAAAAAAUAUUUGCUCAAUUCAAACAGUACGAAAAUUAAGUCAGUAUCAAAAACUUAAACCUAAUCGCAUUUAUCUUAAACGGUAUAUAAUCGAUUCCUCCUUCCUGACUAUUGCAUCCGUCAGUAUUAUGUUUAGUAUGUUAUUUAGCGAAACCGCUUGAUACCACAAACACAUAUUCCCAAACAUCACCGCUCACGAUUACAGGACCCACAAGAGAAUAUGGUGUUUAACUGUUAGACAAUGUGAACCAACAACACAGGGCCUAAUUAUUUUGUAGCAUCCGGGGGCAUGUUGCUAGCUCUGCGAUUGAUAAAUUACGAAUGUACUCAAUGUUGCAUUUACAGGGUUUUUUUUUAUUUGUCUACAAAUUUUUUAUAGCGAACUAUACAUGGUAGAUUCUGAUCUCUAAUCAGAACAUCAACACAAAUAUUGGUAGCAUCUUUGUAUCAUAAAUAUUACUAGCUACAGAACUGGCUUCUAGCGCUGUUUUGUCGCUGAGACAUAGAUUGAAAUCCAGGCAUAUCAUGAAUCUUCAAAUCUCUUCUAAGCUUAAUGUUUAGUUUUGCUUUAUAUUUCUGUAAGUACAUAAGCGUUUUUAUUUGUUACUACUCUCAAUUAGCCAUAUUCGAGAAAACGACAAAAUUAAACUCGUUGAAAAGAGUCACGCUGCCAGCACAAAGAAGAGCGAAUACAAUACAACAACGUUGAACGUAUCCGCGCAGUUUUCCUCCUGAACAAUCGAAGAAACUGAUAAACGAUUUGCCAUACUACUAUGAUGUAUUGAAACAGAAAUCAACUCGUACAAGAGAAUUAUUUUUUAACAAUUGUUCUAGGUGCUAUAAGUUGAGUCUUAUUUUUAUUCGUUUUUUAAUUGUAAUCAACCGGAGCGUUCGCUAAAUAGAAAAUACACAAAAAAAAUCAUUCCGUGCACCGUUAUGCGGAAUUUGUCGUUGAAUAAUGUUAAUGAAAAAAUACAAUAAAAACUAUAUUGUUAAUGGAAAGAAAACAUCCAGAAAAUGAAAUUAUUGUAAAAUAAAGUUGUAAACACAGAUGAAGAGCAUGAACCUCGUUUUAGGAUAAUUUAUAUGCCACCAAAUAAGUUACAAGCUGCUUGAAUUGUUCAUAAUCAUUGCCUAAAAAAGAAACAUAUAAAAUGAUUCAAUAAAUGCAGAUAUUGCAAUCAUGAAAUACAAACUUACACUAGCAGAUACUUUAUGCAGCUACGACAGAACGCAACGGUUUUGUUAAUGAAUAAAUAAAUAACAACAUCAGACAUCGUUCACCACGAUG